AUGGCAGUGUCAGGUCGUAAACUUUCAGAUUUCCAAUCUUCAGUGUCAAAAGGUUCAGAAGAGGAUUUUAACCAGGAGUGUGAUCCCUGUUUCAGUGAUGGUCAACAUGAAGAUGCCCAUGGUUACUGUGUAGACUGCAAGGAAUAUCUUUGCAAAAGAUGUCUUGAAUUUCACCAAAGAACCAAUGCUUUUAAUCACCAUCAACUGCUGGACAAAGAUAACAUGGGUUUCUACGAAACUGCUUCAACAACAACAUCUCAAGUAUGCACCGAAAAAUGCACUAAACAUACUGAUGAAGUUAUUAAGUUCUUUUGUCCAGAACACAAGGCACUUGGUUGCCAUGACUGCAUGAUCAUGGAUCAUAGGACAUGUAAGAUUGACUAUAUACCUGGUAACUGCGCAGGUGUAGAGGACAGUGAAGAAUACAAGGGGACAAUGUGGCUGUUGAAUCAAAAGCUGAAAGAAAUAGAUUUCAUAAUGAAAAAGGCAACAAUCAGGGAUAAGAAAAUUGAUGUUUGCUAUGACAACCUCUUCAAACAAAUUGUCAAAUUCCGAAAAGAAAUAAAUGAUCAUCUAGACCAACUGCAAAGACAACUUAAGAAAGAGGCCGACAGAAAAAAAUCUGAUGGUAAACAAGUCAUCAAGACAGUGCUUCAAACAUUCACAAAUGUUUCUGCUGAUUUUAACAAACUACAGUCAAAUUUAAGUUUUAACAAUCAAUCAAAACAGAAUGGGCAACUUUACAUCAACAUUAAACAAGCUCAAGCCAAACUAAAGUCAGAUGAAAUAAAGAAGGCUGAAGAAGCUUUAGAAAAGACAAACAUGCAAUACAGCUUUGAACGUAACAAAAAGUUAGAAGGUGUGCUGUCCAAACCAAAUAUUCUCGGUAACCUCACCCUAUCAAGCACCCUAGCCAUGCCAAGAAAGAAAGUAAAUUAUAUCAAAAAAUCAGAUAUAAAUGUAAGAACAAAAUCUGAUCCUAGAAUUUAUAAAUACCGUAUUACAGGAUGUGCUGUGUUGUCCUCUAACAAACUGGUGUUGGCUGAUGACAAUCAACGCAAGCUUAAAGUUGUAGAUAUACAGAGUAAAGCUGUGAUAGAAGAGAAAACACUUGGCUCCUACCCAUGGGACAUUGCUAAAAUGCCUAGGGACCAUAUUGCUGUUACACUGCCAGAAAACAGUGAGGUAAUCAUAAUGAAAGCAGCCAGUAAUCUGUCAAUUGUCCACAAGAUUCCAGUUAAAUGUAAAUGCUAUGGUAUAUUUUAUCACCAAGAUCAUCUCUAUGUUGUUUGCCAGAACCCUAACAGUGCACUGAUACUGGAUACACAAGGUAAUGUCCAGAACACAAUCUCUCUGUAUAAUGACAUAUUCAAUGACCCACAAUAUAUUGUGGUAAGUGAGGAUUCCAGACGUAUCUAUAUCAGUGACUAUGAUAGCCACUGUAUAGUCAGUAUAACAUUACAAGGUGAUGUUUCAGCUGUAUACAAACACGUGAAACUUAGUACACCAUUAGGAAUGGUGAUGUUAGAUGAUGGAUCAUUCCUGGUGUGUAGCUUCUGGAAUGACACCAUUCUUCAUAUAUCAGGAGACUUGAAGAAAGGUCAGACAAUGAUAGGAGGUAUAUCAUACCCACAAUCUAUAUGCUACAGUCAUCAACAUGAUGCAGUCUAUAUUGGCUGCUGGGAUGAUCUGCUGAAGAGUUACAGUUUGAAAUAA
Messenger RNA from Mercenaria mercenaria, 1716 nucleotides. RefSeq lists its product as uncharacterized. Bases 1 to 1716 code for a protein of 571 amino acids. Gene Ontology annotation, cellular component: chromatin; nucleoplasm. The record is from RefSeq and is a predicted model, not a curated record. Gene Ontology annotation, biological process: positive regulation of DNA-templated transcription. NCBI's taxonomy places the organism in Eukaryota, Metazoa, Mollusca, Bivalvia, Venerida, Veneridae. Gene Ontology annotation, molecular function: ubiquitin-protein transferase activity; zinc ion binding. The transcript has a single exon.